GUGAUAGUCUAGUGGUUAGUACUCAGAGCUGAGUAUCUGUGAUAAAUCACUCUUUUAAAGUGGGCUUUACAUGACAAUUCAACUUUGCUAUGAUGUUUAUGUUCAAAUUCACAAAAUACAACAAAGCUAUCUGUACCAUUCAUUUUUGUAAACUAAAUCCUCGAGUUUUCAGUACUCCUUAAUAGUGAUUUAAGUGUAAGGAAGACAUCUGUUCUUGACGUUACUCUAAAGUGUGCCAGUUUAAAGGAUAUUCGUUUAUUUUUCUGAUAUCAAAAUGUAAGGGUUGUAACGUAUCGACGGUUGCGUUAAAAUGAAAUGUAUAUGAUUGGUUAUGUGAUGGUUACAAAUAAUGAGAGACGGGGACUAGUGGACAGACGUUAAAUUUAUUGUAUAGUUGAACGCCUCCGAAGCAUUACCGCUGCAGCCUCGGUGAUGUAAUGCCCAUGACGUCACAUCCGGGAGCGCAAUGGUGAAUGGGGCGGCAGGCGGAGACAAACAGCUGUGGACGAAAAUGUAAUAAAGCCUAUCGUCUGUUAUAUCUGUAAAUGUGGGUUUUUGUGAAAACGUUUAGGGAUUGACGCAGCUAAGCAUCUGAGCAGACGCCGCAUCAUGGCAGCUGAAGAAGAGAGGGGGGUGGUUCGUGUCCGAGUCAAGAAGUGUGAGGGGAUGCUGCCUGUGGAGUUUCGCUCCUUCGCUGUUGACCCCCAGAUCACUUCUCUGGAAGUGCUGCAGCACAUCCUCAUCCGGGCCUUUGAGCUGAAUGGGAAGCGUAACUUUGGGAUUAGUUAUCUGUCUCGUGAUCGUGGUGGUGUGGAGGUGUACCUGUCAUUACUGUCAGACUGGGACCUGGAUGCUGCAUUUGUCAGUGCGGCGAAACCCUACUUGCAGCUGAAGAUGGACAUCAAACCAUCUGAAGACAGCCCCCUGCUGGAAGACUGGGACAUAAUUAGUCCGAAGGACGUGAUUGGCUCCGAUUUGUUGCCUGCAGAACGGAGAUCUCUCGCUGCCGCCGCUCUCCCCUUCACCCAGUCGCUGCUGUCCCAGGUGAGCUGCUUCUUCCCAGCCCCACUGUGUCAUGCCAGCUACUUGCCGAGAUUAACAAGGACGUGUUGGUUCCCUCAGGUUGGCCGCACACUGUCCCGUGUGCAGCAGGCCCUAAGCUGGACCUACGGGGAGGAAGUGAAGCCCUUCAAGCCUCCUUUGAGCGAUGCAGAGUUCCACAGCUACCUCAACGGACAGGGCCAGCUGUCCCGGCCAGAGGAGCUCAGGCUGCGUAUCUACCAUGGCGGGGUGGAGCCCUCACUUCGCAAGGUAGUGUGGCGGUACCUCCUCAAUGUUUACCCCGACGGCUUGACGGGCCAGGAGAGGAUGGACUACAUGAAGAGGAAGACGAGGGAGUAUGACCGGCUGAAGGGGGAGUGGCCGGCACGGGUGAACCCGGAGGACCUGGAGUUUAUCAGGGGCAAUGUGCUAAAGGACGUUCUGCGGACAGACCGCGCCCAUCCCUACUACGCCGGGUCGGAGGACAGCCCGCACCUGGUGGCCCUCACAGACCUGCUCACCACCUACGCCAUCACGCACCCACAGGUGUCCUACUGCCAGGGCAUGAGUGACAUCGCUUCCCCAAUCUUGGCAGUCAUGGACAACGAGGCUCACGCCUUCAUCUGUUUCUGUGGAAUCAUGAAACGCCUGGAGGGGAACUUCCACCCGGACGGCCGCCUCAUGUCCAUCAAGUUCCAGCACCUCAAGCUGCUGCUGCAGUAUUCGGACCCCGAGUUCUACGCCUACCUGGUGUCCCGAGGUGCUGACGACCUGUUCUUCUGCUACCGCUGGCUCCUGCUGGAGCUGAAGCGCGAGUUUGCGUUCGAGGAUGCCCUGAGGAUGCUGGAGAUCACCUGGAGCUCCCUUCCCCCUGAUCCUCCCGAGACGGAGGUAGAGCUGGUGGGGCCACCUCUGGAGACGGAGGCCUUCCACGCUGACGGGGGCGGGGGAGCUCCAGAGCAGGAGGGGGACGGAGGUGACCGGGCGGGGGAGCACAAGGAGCAGCAGCGCAGACGCCACAUGCUGAGGCCCUCGCGGGAAGAGGCGGACGGCGGCGGGCUGCUGGGCUCCGGCGACGACGAGGGCGGCCCCAGGAGGGAGGCGGAAGGGGAAAACGGACCGGCUGAGGUGGCCGGGGAAUCUGAGAGCAGAGUGGUGUCUCCUUUCGAGAAGCAGCUAAGCUUCGGUGAGUUUAAGUACUACAGCGCCCGGCACGAGGACAGCUUCGAGCUGGAUGACGACGUGCCACCUCCCGGGCCGUGGCAGGACUCUCACUCGCCCUCAGCUCCCGCCUCUCGGCAGCCCACAGAGGAGGGCGAGGACGACUCUACGGAGAGGGAGCCUCUUAUCAGGUGUGACGAUAAACUCUCGUCCUCUGAGACCGAAGAGAGAAGCUCCCCGAAUGGCCAAACCGCCUCCCCAGUCUCCCCAAUCUCUCCAGUUUCCCCAUAUUUGCCAAACUGGAGGGACAGUCCUUCCCCUCCUCCAGCCCCUUCCCCCUCGGUGUCCGGCUGGAGACUGGCAUCGCCAGCAGUGCCCACGUCGAAACACGCCCCCUCCUCUUUAUCGAAUGGUGCUAUGUCGUCCCCGGAACGGUCUGCUGGACGCUGCACUGCUUCGUUACCAACGUCAAACGCGACGGCCGGAGCCUCGCCCCUGACCCCCACGGGGAGGCCCUCCCCAUCGCUCUUGUGUACCCCGAACCGUUCACUGCUGUCCUCCCCCAUCUUGUCGUUUGGCAGGGUUCCCUCCCCGCCCAGCUCCACAGCCAACCAGCCCUUCUCUAAUGGCAUGAUUCCCUCUACGUGCACAAAAGUGGCUGCCACGCCUCCGAGCGCCUCCCCGGCCUCCCGGCCCGAGGACGCCCCCGCCAAGCCGGCCUCACUGCCCCCGCCGCAGGAGUUUGGCAAGGGGAACCCCUUCAUGCUCUUCAUGUGCCUGUCCAUCCUGCUGGAGCACCGGGAUCACAUCGUGAAGAACGGCCUGGACUACAACGAGCUGGCCAUGCACUUCGACCGGCUGGUGCGUCGGCAUCACCUGGGCCGCAUCCUGCAGCGCGCCAAGGCCCUCUUCGCUGACUACCUGCAGAGCGAGGUGUGGGACUCUGAGGAGGGCGAUGAGGUCAAUUCGGACUCGCCCACCGUAGGGUCUGCUGCUGGCCACGUGCCCGCUGGCAGGUCGCGCUCGCCCGCUCUGCAGUCCCGGGCGACCUCGCCCAAUUCCACAUAUAACCUCUCUGCCACCAUUGCUUCACCGUCUUCCCCCCUCCAUCAGUCUUUCUCAUCUUCCUGACCCCUCCCCCACCUCCCCGUUUAUGUCGGUAAACACACAGUCACACCUACUGCAGCCUGGCCUUUUUAAUGCUCCAUUUUGGAUCUGCCAGUCGUCACACCAGCCCACCUACGAUCCUGUGUAGGGAGUGAAAAUGUAAUGAUUCUAAUUGGUUGAUUUCUCAUCUUUAGUCUAGCCAGUGAAUUUGAUUAGUGUCCUCAUACAGACAGCUGAGACCUGUGAGGAUGCCUUCCAUCUCUUCUCUAAACUGGCUACGCUGUUUAAAAUCCCAGGAUACUUUUCCCCUUCCUCAGAAUAACGUCUUGGGAAUGUCUGUGACUGGAUUUCCAGGCGCUGGUGUUAAUGAUGCGUUACGUUUGCGGCUUGACCAAAGAUCCCUGUUUUCUGGGAUAUUUCCUCUGUUUGUUUGCACCUCCUCUUCCCUCUUUCAACAUCGAUCUUUAUUUCCCUGGAUUUCACCCCAGGCCCCCCGUUGCUCCGUAGUCACACCAGAUAAGCCAGUACAGGCAAAGAUCUGUUUUUAAAUUGACUAAUGUAGCGGACUGGAAAACAGAUGCUCCCUUCUUAAGCAAUAUGUGCAAUAUUUGAAAGGCCAGUCGUUCGUGGAUUUAUGAGUAUAUCUGAUGGUGAACUCGCACAUCCAAGCACUCAACACUCACCUGCCAUGGGUAUUUUAUUUUAUUUAUUUAUUAUUUUUUGCAUGACAUUUGUGUAUAAACUUUUCUUGCUCCAAUUAAGACAAUCAUCAGUCCCGGUGAUCAAAGAGGAUUGUCUUAAGCACUUUGGCUUUAAGUGAAGACAUCCAAAAGGUUCACAGAAGUUAUUUAUCUGGUAUAAUAGACUUUUGGAUUGGUUUUUACAAAUGUACAGUGUUAUUUCCAGAGAUAAAUAUGGUUUGUUCUAUACAGUUUCUCUGGGAACUCAAAGUAAUUUGUUUAAAAAUUAAAUAAAUACCGAAUAUUGGAACAUUUAGUGCAGUAUGGUUUGUUUGAACUUCUCUGUUGAGUUUGAUGCCUAAGACAUGUUUGAUUGCAUCAUUCUUUAAGUACAGAAUGUGUGUAAGUUUUUUUUUUUUUUUUUUUUUUUUAAAUGAUCCUGAGGGUUGUCAUGCUUCGUUAGUGGUCAAAUUUGACAGAAUGACCUUAGCAAACAAACUAAACAAACAGCUGCUCAUUUUACUACAUGGGCUGUUUCCUGUGGGGGCCGUGGACCCUUUUUAAAAACACGGUGUAAGUCCUACAAAUGACUCCUUGCCCUGUGCAUAGUUUUCAAAUUACUGAAUUCAGACAUUUUAAACAUUGACCUGCCGUAAAGGUAAAAAAAGUCUAUGUCGAAGUAAAGAUUUAUGUAUUAUACGUAGUAAUAUGUACUUAUGUAUAUGGACUGAAAUGUCUUAAAAUCAUGAAAUUGUUAAAUAUAUUUUUAUAUUGCUGACGUUUCACAGGACUAUGAAAAGGGUGAUGUGUAACUGUGUAUCCGUUUCUGGUUAAAUUCAAUUUGUCAUAUUUGACCACUUAUCGAGAUGAGGAAGCUUCCAGAGCGGAAGUGUGGAAUUUUGUAUCUACACGAGGAUGGAAACAAUCUAAAGCAAACAAAAGAAUCCAGACGUAACGAGCCGCGGCUUUUCACGCAUGUCAGAAGGGAUCUCUUUGUUUUAGUUGACUUGGGGCAUUCCAUAGCGGUGCCGCGAGCACGUCCGGCCGUUGCGUUCUCAGUGCGCGUAACUGGCCUCUUACAAAUUUCUCCUGACGGUGCUGCUGUUCUCCAUGGCCCAGCGGCCUCCAUCUGUAGGCCCGUUUCACAUCUGCGUCGCCGUUGGGCAGCAGCCCCUCAGCUUUGUCGUGCGACAGUCAGCGUUCCGAAGACCAAGCAUCACCCUCCUUAGCUGACGGCACGUUUUCUUCACUGCAUUUAUAAAAGUAAAUGUGCCGUCCAAUGUUUUGUCUGCAUAUUUGUAUUUUUUUUAAGCCUUUCGCUCUGUAAUCUCUUAUAUGCCUUUAGCAUAAGGAUAUGAGGUCUGCUAUCCGGUUUUUGUCCCUUCAGUCUUCUAACUUAGCUCUUCCUUCUUGGUUUCACACAUUGUAGUAACUGCGUGAAUGAGGACCAGCUCUCUGCCCUGGAUUUUAUUUUUCCUUCCUUACUUACUGAGAAGGAACCAGAGUACAGAGCCACUCUGCCUCGCCCUGCCUGUGGUGUUUCUGUCUCGCCUCUUUCUCUAUAUGUUAGGCUGAAGUGAGAAUCAUAGUGAUCGGCAGAGGUUGCAAUUGUAAAGUGUCUUUCUGGGUCACUAUCAUUUUGUUGCAUAACUAGGGUUGAACUGGAAUCCUUCACAGUUCUUUGUCAGUACCAUCGUUUUCUUUUCCUUUGCAUUUUCCAUUCCAGGUGUUCAGUGAGGUUCAAAUCUGUCAUUUCAACAAGGACCAAAAAGGACUGGAGGCACUGUAGGCCUUGCAUAGGUGUAGAUGUGCUAUUUAAAACACACGGAUUAUUUACUUCGGUUUCUUUCUCUAUGAGGGUGUUCCAGAUUUCAGCAUUUACGCAACGCUCACUUUACCCGAGUGCAAGCAAUGAACGUAUUUGUACAAUAAAACACUUAAUGAAAUAAA
Brienomyrus brachyistius is the source of this 5939-nucleotide messenger RNA. RefSeq names its product TBC1 domain family, member 25 (gene tbc1d25). The record is from RefSeq and is a predicted model, not a curated record. Bases 610 to 3333 code for a protein of 907 amino acids. Lineage: Eukaryota; Metazoa; Chordata; Actinopteri; Osteoglossiformes; Mormyridae. Gene Ontology annotation, biological process: activation of GTPase activity; regulation of autophagosome maturation. Gene Ontology annotation, molecular function: GTPase activator activity. Gene Ontology annotation, cellular component: autophagosome. The transcript is spliced from 6 exons.